AUGGAGGUGGAUGAGGGACCAAUUACAGCUGGAGAUGGAAUCAAAACCUUCGUAGAUGAGGUUGAACAUACAGUGAGACAAGCUCGUGUCGCAGCGCAUAGCCAUGUGAAAGGCUUAGGUCUUGAUCCUGUAACAAGAGAGGCUCUUCCUAAUGCGGGAGGGCUAGUAGGACAAACGCUUGCGCGCACCGCUGCAGGAGUAUUUGUUGAUUUGGUCAAAAUGAAGAAUAUGGCCGGAAGGGCGUUACUUCUCGCAGGACCGCCGGGAACAGGGAAAACAGCUAUUGCUCUUGCGAUCGCUCAAGAGCUGGGAGACAAGGUUCCAUUUUGUCCUAUUGUGGCAUCUGAGGUAUAUUCCAGUGAAGUGAAAAAGACUGAAAUUCUCAUGGAGAACUUUCGAAGAGCAAUAGGAUUGCGCGUAAAAGAGAAGAAAGAAGUGUAUGAAGGUGAAGUGACAGAACUUACUCCCGUCGAAACAACGAAUCCACUUGGUGGAUAUGGAAAAACUAUCUCUCAUUUGGUCAUCUCAUUGAAAACCGCGAAGGGAAGCAAACAGCUGAAGCUCGAUCCGAGUAUUUAUGAUAGUAUUCUUAAGCAGAAGGUUGAAAUCGGUGACGUGAUCUACAUUGAGGCCAACAGUGGUGCAGUCAAACGUCUGGGUCGCUGCGAUGUCUAUGCAUCAGAGUUUGAUCUUGAAGCUGAUGAGUUCAUUCCUCUUCCCAAAGGUGAUGUUCAUAAGACCAAGGAUCUUGUUCAGGUAAGGACAAGUCGUUUUUCAUGA
Messenger RNA from Ostertagia ostertagi, 780 nucleotides. NCBI's taxonomy places the organism in Eukaryota, Metazoa, Nematoda, Chromadorea, Rhabditida, Trichostrongylidae. The record is from the annotation of a GenBank genome assembly.